This is a messenger RNA of Onychostoma macrolepis, 3749 nucleotides long. It is a transcript of the gene rad51b, whose product is annotated as RAD51 paralog B. The coding region runs from base 126 to 1295 and encodes 389 amino acids. Gene Ontology annotation, biological process: double-strand break repair via homologous recombination. The record is from RefSeq and is a predicted model, not a curated record. Lineage: Eukaryota; Metazoa; Chordata; Actinopteri; Cypriniformes; Cyprinidae. Gene Ontology annotation, cellular component: Rad51B-Rad51C-Rad51D-XRCC2 complex. Gene Ontology annotation, molecular function: ATP hydrolysis activity; DNA binding; ATP-dependent DNA damage sensor activity. The transcript is spliced from 11 exons.
UUUUUUUCUCCAUGGGAAAGUUUAAUCCUAAAGCUCUAUAUCGUGUGUGCAAUCGUUACGGAAGGGUGUCAUUUAUUAUAGUUAUAUAACGAUCGCAUAACUCUUAUAACGGUUAUUUUGUGUCAAUGGCAAGUAAGAAGUUACGGAGGACGGGCGUCUCAGCUGAUCUCUGCGAGCGACUCAAGCGCCAUCAACUGGAGACCUGCCAGGAUGUCCUGUCCAUCACACCCGUGGAGCUCAUGCGCCUGGCUGGACUCAGUUAUCCCGCGGCUGUGGAGCUCCUGCGGCUGCUCAGUAAAGCCUGUGUACCGGCUGUGAGCACCGCAUGGGAUUUGUGGAGGAAGAAGGGAGAGCUGUGUUUCUCCACAUCACUUCCUGCCCUGGACAGAUUACUGCGUGGAGGACUGCCACGGGGUGCUCUCACUGAGGUGACUGGCCCAUCAGGCUGUGGAAAGACUCAGUUGUGUAUAAUGCUCAGCAUUUUGGCCACACUGCCGAGGAGUAUGGGAGGUCUGGACAGUGGAGUCAUCUACAUCGACACAGAGUCGGCAUUCUCUGCUGAAAGAUUGGUAGAAAUGGCACAGGACAGAUUCCCAGAAUUCUUCUCGGUGAAGGAGCGUCUGCUGGAGAUGGCGUCUCGUGUUCAUCUCUUCAGGGAACUGACCUGUCAGGACGUCCUGAAUAGGCUGGAGCGUCUGGAAGAAGACAUAAUUGCGUGUCGAGCGGGGCUCCUUGUUUUGGAUUCUGUGGCUUCUGUUGUGAGGAAGGAGUUUGACACGUCGCUGCCGGGAAAUCUAACGAUCAGGAGUAACUUACUGGGCCAGGAAGCCGCCAUACUGAAGUACCUCUCGCAGGCGUUCUGCAUCCCAGUGGUUUUAACUAACCAGAUCACCACACAUGUGGGCGAGAAGGUUCACUGUCCUCAGUGGAAUCAGGCAGAUGUAUCUACGGAGGAGGACUCGGGUUUUGUGACAGCGGCGCUGGGAAACACAUGGAGUCACAGUGUAAACACGCGCCUCAUCGUCCAGUACGAGGACACAGAACGGAGACAGAUUGUCAUAGCCAAAUCACCCGUGGCCCCUUUUGCCGUGCUGAGCUACACCGUUCAGAAGGAGGGCAUCCGUCUUGAGGGGAAUGAAAACCCAGAAAGUGUUUUAAACCAAGGAACAGAUCCAGGGCUUCAGCCAAUCAGAGUGAGGACGGGGUUCAUCUACAACCUUUCCCAGGCCACACCUUCUACUCAUCAAGAACUUCCUUUGGCCGCAGAACGCAGUGGCAGUAAUUGCCUUAUUUAAAGGUACAAGCCAUGGUUAAACAUUGCAGGAACAUGUGGUGGACAGAUACAAAGCAGACGGAUUGGACUUCGUAGAACAUUACCUCAGUUUUCAUCCAGUUAGAAAACUGCAACAUCAGUCAGCUAUUGAUUGACAGACGUAUUUUUCCUCUCGCUGGUCGUGUGAUAAGACAGCAGUCUUGGACAAAUGCUUCUUGACCCUGACUGGCCGUUGCCAUGGCUUCUAUUCCCAUGACUCCUGUUCCCAUGGUUCCUCUGCCUUAAAGGGAAGUUUGUCUGAUUAGAUGAACAAUGGUGUUAUUUUGGGUGGUUCCUCAUUUUUCGCCUUGUUUUGCUUUUGGUUGUAUAUGUGCAGAUACGCAUUGACACAUUCUUUAUAUUUAUUUUUAUGACCUGUUCCUUCCUAGUACAGCUUUUAUAGAGUUCUAACAUUAAUAAAUGCAAACUCAAGGUCUUCCAAACUGUAAUUAUUUUGAAUUCAUUAGCAGAUUCUGCUGACAGUGCAGACGACGGUGACAUCUUUAGCUCUUGGCCAGCAGAUGAAGUCAUUUGUGACAGCCAAACACGCAAUGCUGAGUAGGUGUUCUUUCUGUCUAUCUUUCUCUUUCAUCCUCUUUCUGUAUAUCUCUCCUCCCUUCCCCCCAUAAGCGGGAUGUUUUGACAGAUCUUUUAAUGGUCGACCUGUGGCGAUAUCGCUGCCUGUGCCUGUACCGAAGGGAGGAAAACUCUCCUUCCUCCCCUGCAAAACAGAAGGCUCUGGAGAAAAAAAAUGUUCAUGUAAAAAUCAGAGCAGAGUCAUGAGAUCCUGACGUGGGUGCAAAGUCCACAGCGAUCUGUGCUCAUCCUUCACAUCAGGCUUCAUCACAAUACAAACCAGCCGCACAAAAAGAUCAUGCACACAUCUGCUUGGGGCUUGAUUUGAAUAUCUGUAGAUUUCAAUUAGCCUUGAUUUUUUUUUUCUUUCUUUUUAGCAGUGUUUGUUUGUUGAAUUGCUAAAAUUGGAUGCUAACCUCAAGUCAAUUCUGUUCAGAACCUUUUGUUUUGUUCUGCUUUCUGAGGCUUAUUUAGUUAUUGCACUGGCUUGAGGUUAAACCAACAACCACACGUUCCCUAAACUUGAAACUCCCCGAAAUGUCCCUUUUAGUGCAAAUCAUUUCAAUCUUCUAAUCCUGUGAACUCAAGCGCAGAGCUCUUUUUUUGUUUAUUCAUUGCCCUUUCUAACACACAGAGGAACAAAAAGAGCUGAUAGAGGAAUUACAAAGUCUAUGCGAGUAUUGCUCAACUGCGACUUUGGCCUUAUUCCUCAUGUCUGUUCUUAAAGGCCCAGUGACCCACAGCCCUGGUGCGAAUGGACACGAACUGUCAAGUGUGUGUUCUUGACAGAAUAACUAACAAUUACAGCAAUUUUUCGUAAAAUGACCAACACAAAUACUGGAUUGCUGUUAUGCUUUGCUACGUAAUGUUUCAAAGGGUUGCCUCACCGAAACAUUUGUAUUAUGUCAUUGUUAACUUCCUCAUGAAAAAGAGACCCAAUGACAAUUAUAUAAAAAUAAAUUAUAUCUUUUUUAUAACUAGUCUUCAGUAAGCAAAAUGAACAAUGUCAAAUUUUGAUGAUUUUAUUUUCCUUUCCCCUAUUUUUUUAUUUUUGUCAUUUACUUUGUUCUUACAGUAAAAACUGUAAUUUUGUAAGACAUUAUUAAAAUUUUAAAUACCAAUUUAUUUUAAAAUGUAAUUUAUUCCUGUGAUGCGAAGCAUUAUUACUCCAGUCUUCAGUGUCACAUGAUACAUCAGAAGUCAUUCUAAUAUGCUGAUUUGCUGCUAAUAAAGCAUGUCUUAUGAUCAAUGUUGAAAACAGAUGCUUCUUAAUUGUUGAAACUGUGAUUCACUUUGAUGAUUGGAAAGUUAAAAAACAGCAUUUAUUUGAAAUGUAUAUAAUUUUGUAACAAUCUAAAGGUCUUUACUGUUACUUUACAAUCCAUUUAAUAGUAUUAAUUAAUUUUUUAAAAAUCUUUCUGACCACAAACUUUUAAACUGUAAUGCAAUGUAAUGUAAUAUAAAAUUUGGUUAGUAAAUGGCAAAUGGAUUUUCCAUAUUGGGUGAACUAUUUCUUUAAAGACCAAAGGCUAAAGCAGUGAAACUGCUGAACUUUGUACUACUCAGAUGGCCAUCUGGCUCCUAUCUGCUAUGAUUGUAUUCAUGAUCACAGCUUUCCUCAGGAAUUCUCUCUUCAAGGGAAAUUAAACUAAAACCAAGCAAAGACUGACAGUGCUCGCAGAGCACAGAUGCUUGUUCGGUGACGUAGGGAGCAAACAUGUACUGUAGAAUGCUAGUCCCAGCACAAGACCCCUCCUGACUGUUACUACAGUAACAAACUGUCUGUUCUCAAGGGGCCUGUGCUUUCUAUCUAGUAGUCCCGUCAUUGCCAGUACUUUUGAAUGAGAUUCAAAAAGCCAUA